UUGAAACCCUUUAUCGUGUUCUCUCGUUAUCGCCUUCGUUGCUUCGGUUCUCUGUUUCGUUCCUUCUUUUGGGGGUUGACGAUCAGGAACGUAGAACACUUGCUCGACGAAUCCUAAGUGGUAGGAUUUGAGGCGACGGAAUGCUUGCGCUUUUUAGGAACGAGAUCUUUCUGUCCCGGGGGCUCUCUGAUGAAACCCGUUGAGGGAUUUGCUGGAUUUUCGGGGUAGGUUACAGAACAGGGGACGCAUAAGGAACUGGUCCAAGUCUGGGGAAAGAUAUUUGGACUCUUGAGUUAUAAUCAUGAAUGCAGUUAAGAUGGUAGAGAGAAUGCUGGUGGUUGGUGAUCCAAAGUUGCAUGGAGGAAUGUUCAGAAUGCUUUCCACAAUUGUUUGUAAGGUUUUGGAGAUCUUCCCAUUCAUAGAAGCUGCUAGACCUAGAAGUAAAACCGGAAUACAGGCGCUCUGCUCACUGCACGUGGCUCUUGACAAAGCCGAAGGACUACUACAUCAUUGCUCAGACUGUAGCAAACUAUACUUGGCUAUAACUGGGGAAUCCAUACUCCACAAGUUUGAGAAGUCUAAAAGUGCUCUGCAAGAAAGCCUUAGACGUGUUGAAGGCAUAGUCCCAGGAGCUAUUGCAUGCCAGAUUAUGGAGAUUGUUGGUGAGCUGGAGACAACCAAUUUCAUAUUGGAUCACUCCGAGAAGCAGGCUGGUGACAAGGUAAUCACUUUGCUUAGGAAAUACAGAAAAUCCAACGGUAGUUCAGAUGACAACGAAGAACUUGAAUCAUUCCAUCAAGCUGCCUCAAGGCUGGGCAUUACCUCUUCCCGAGCAGCACUUGCUGAGAAAAGAGCUCUCAAGAAGCUUAUGGAAAAAGUCCAUGCUGAGGAAGACAAACGGAAGGAAGCUGUUGUAGCUUACUUGUAUCAUCUCAUGAGGAAGUACUCGAAGCUUUCCAGACCUGAGUUGGCAGAGGAUCUUGACUCUCAGGGAUCAGCUCCAUGUUCUCCCGCUGUGCUAUGUUCUGAAAAGGUCUCUGGUCCACAUGGGAGGUGUCAUGCCUUUGACAGACAGCUCUCCAAACUUAGCUCUCUUAAUCUCAACCGAAGCGGCCCAAGAACAGCAAGCGUGCCCAUCCCCCCAGAAGAAUUCAGAUGCCCCAUCUCCUUGCAGCUCAUGUAUGAUCCUGUCAUCAUCUCAUCUGGUCAGACCUAUGAGCGUGCCUGCAUUGAGAAGUGGUUCAGUAAUGGACAUGUCACCUGCCCGAAAACUCAGCAGCAUCUCUCCCACCUCUGUUUAACUCCCAACCAUUGUGUUAAGGGCCUGAUUGCUAUUUGGUGUGAGCAGCAUGGAGUUCCUGUUCCAGAUGGCGCACCAGAUUCUGCUGAUCAUUGGAGGCUAGCUUUGUCACAGUAUGAUACUGUGGAUUCCAGAUCCUUGGACAGUACCAUAUCUUGCAAGUGGACGGGCAUCAAGGAGGCUGGUUUGGAUGACAAUGGCAUUGCAGAGGAGCUCAAAGAUAGCCAUGAUGGUAUCUUGGACAAGUGCUCUAACCAAGAUCAUGAGGAGGAUGAACUUGAGAGAUAUCAGGGUUUACUGGCUGCAUUAGAAGAGGAUAAAGGUAUGUGGAAGCAGUCGAAAGCAGUAGAGCAGAUAGGAUACCUGCUGAAGGACGACGAAGAAGCAAGGAUCUUUAUGGGUUCAAAUGGGGCUAUAGAGGCACUUGUUAAGUUCUUGAGAUCAGCUAUCCAUGAUAGGAAUGAUAAGGUUCAGAAGAUUGGUGUAAUGGCUCUUGUCAACCUUGCAGUCAACAAUAACCGGAACAAGGUAAUGCUCAUAACAGCAGGAGUGAUACCAUUGCUGGAGCAGAUGAUCUCAAACUCUGACAACUGUGAAGAAGCUAUAGCCCUGUACCUUGACCUCUCCUGUCUCGAUGAGGCCAAGCCUGUGAAUGGCUUGACUGAGGUUGUCCGUUUGCUCGUCCAGCUUCUACGAUCCAAUAACAGCAGAAGUAGCUUCCGCAAGCUUGAUGCCCUUUGUAUUCUCCACAACCUCUCCAUGCAUCCACCAAACAUCCCUUCCCUCCUAUCAUCAGGUGUAGUGGAUUGUCUACAUUCCCUCAUCGGAGCCCCUUCAGGGCCUGAAGGCGCCAAAUGGACCGAGAAAGCUCUCGCGGUCUUGGUAAACUUAGCAUCCACCAAAUCUGGAAGGGAAGAGAUGGUAUCGACCCGAGGCCUUGUCGGUGAACUUGCAGAGGUCUUGGACACCGGUGAGCCUGAAGAGCAAGAGAAGGCUGUGUCUUGCCUCUUGAUCCUGUGCAAUGACAACAAUGAGUGCAGCCAAAUGGUGUUGCAGGAAGGCGUCGUGCCGGCCUUAGUAUCGAUCUCUCUGAACGGGACAAGUGCAGGGCAGGAGAAGGCAAGGAAAUUGCUGAAGUUGUUCAGAGAGCAGCGACAACGCGAGCAGCAGCAGGGUGGUGAGCUGAUCAUGGAGGCAAGGCCAUCAUGUAAAGCAAGAUCAAAGAAGCUGAAUUCCAUAUGGAAGAACAAGAGUUUUGCACUGUUCCAAUGCUAGGGAUGUUGAUCACUGGCUAUAAAAUUUGCCAUUGUAUCUUAGGUUCGUGUUCUUCUUUUACUUUGCCUUUGUGAAGUGGAAAGAUGUACAUUGUCAUCGCUCUCUUGCUCCAAACGAGCUUUUGUUGA
Molecule: messenger RNA, 2703 nt
Organism: Musa acuminata subsp. malaccensis (wild Malaysian banana)
Lineage: Eukaryota; Viridiplantae; Streptophyta; Magnoliopsida; Zingiberales; Musaceae
Product: U-box domain-containing protein 7
Biological process (GO): protein ubiquitination
Molecular function (GO): protein binding; ubiquitin-protein transferase activity
Source: RefSeq, a predicted model, not a curated record